Molecule: messenger RNA, 2287 nt
Organism: Struthio camelus australis
Lineage: Eukaryota; Metazoa; Chordata; Aves; Struthioniformes; Struthionidae
Source: RefSeq, a predicted model, not a curated record
AUGCGGGUGACCUGCGAGCGGCCCCUCGGCGAGGAGGGACGUGGGCAGCGGCGGCGGGUUAGAGCAGGGGCGCGGGGAGGCCCCUGCUGCGCCGAGGGUGAGGACCAAGAUGAUUUGCAUUGUCAGGAUACUGACUCGGAUGUGUCAGAACAGCGGGACAGCAGGUGCAAAGUCAAAUGGACACAGGAGGAGGAUGAGCAGCUGAAGAUGCUAGUGAGACAUUAUGGGCAGAAUGACUGGAAGUUCCUGGCCAGUCACUUUCCUAAUCACAGCGAUCAGCAGUGUCAGUACCGGUGGCUGAGGGUGUUGAAUCCAGACUUGGUUAAGGGCCCUUGGACCAAAGAGGAAGACCAGAAGGUAAUUGAACUGGUUAAAAAAUAUGGCACCAAGCAGUGGACUCUGAUAGCCAAGCACCUGAAAGGGCGGUUAGGAAAGCAGUGCCGGGAACGCUGGCAUAACCACCUGAAUCCAGAGGUGAAGAAGUCCUCAUGGACGGAGGAGGAGGAUCGCAUCAUUUUUGAGGCUCACAAGGUCCUGGGGAAUCGCUGGGCUGAGAUUGCCAAGCUGCUGCCUGGGAGGACUGACAAUGCUGUGAAGAACCACUGGAACUCCACCAUCAAGCGGAAGGUGGACACGGGAGGCUUCCUCAGUGAAGCAAAGGAGUCCAAGUCGCUGUACUUGCUAGUGGAGGUGGACGGCAAGGAGGGCCAGAGUCAAAUGAGAGCUGAGUGCCAGAAUGUCCUGCCAAACUGGCCAGUUGAUAUCUCUGAAAUAAAAGAAGAGGAUGCCAGCGAUGAGGAAGUGACAGGCGUGCAAGAGUUACCCUCGGAGCUACCAGCUGCUGAACUGGCGGAGCAUAACACUGAGGGGACUCCAGAUGACGUGUUGCCUGAGGAUGCCUCAACAUAUGUCACGUCACCGUACAAAUGGGUUGUCGAAGCUGCCAAUUAUUUAUGUCCCACAUCGGUGCCGGCCUUCAAUGAAGCUCUGGACAUGAUAGAAUCUGACCCAGAUGGGUGGUGCGAUCUGACCCAAUUUGACCUGCCUGAGGAUCCUUCUGCUGGCAGCAGCAGUAGCAGCAACAGUCCUGUGAGGCAAACGCCCAGCAAGCCAGCCUCAUCGCUAUCCAAUGUAACCGAGUACCGCCUGGACGGCCACACCAUCUCUGACCUAAGCAAGAGCAGCAAGGGAGAGCUCAUCCCUAUCUCCCCGCAUGCGGAGGUGAGCUUUGGCACACCACCCUCCAUGCUGAAGAGGCAGAAGAAGAGGAAGAUCUCCCUCUCUCCUGUUACAGAGAACGCCACCAGCACCAGCCUUUCCUUCCUUGACUCCUGCAACAGCAUGACACCCAAGAGCACCCCUGUGAAGACAUUACCUUUCUCCCCAUCCCAGUUCUUAAACUUCUGGACCAAACAAGAUACGCUGGAACUGGAGAACCCGUCUCUGACCUCCACGCCUGUGUGCAGUCAAAAGGUGAUUGUUACGACCCCUCUGCACAGGGACAAGACCCCGCUGCUCCAGAAAAACUCGGCGUUUGUCACACCAGAUCAGAAGUAUGUGGUGGACAACACUCCUCAUACCCCUACACCUUUCAAAAACGCCUUGGAGAAAUAUGGACCAAUUAGGCCCCUGCCCCAGACCCCUCACCUGGAAGAAGACUUGAAAGAGGUGCUCCGAAGUGAAGCUGGCAUCGAAUUGAUCAUAGAGGAUGAUGUAAAGCCUGAGAAACAGAAAAGGAAACAAGGGCUGCGCAGGAGUCCCAUCAAGAAGGUCCGGAAGUCUCUGGCCCUGGAUAUUGUGGAUGAAGAUACAAAGCAAAAUAUGCCUGCCCUCCCCAAGACAAUCUGUUUCAAAAGAGCCCAGCCGGUGAAUUUCCUGUCGAGGUCCCUGAACCUUUCCUCCUCGAGUAGGAAGAACGACAGCGGUUUGCUCAACAGAGCCUUUGUGCAAGUGCAGCCAGAGAAAAUGUCCUACAGGAAAAUGCCAAGCCAUUUCAGACCACCAGCACCGAUGACCAGGGCUUGGAAAGCUGUGGCCUGUGGUGGAACCCAAGACCAACUCUUCAUGCAAGAGAAAGCUCGACAGUUCUUGGGCAUGUUGAAACAGAGUCACACAUCAAGGACCUUAAUCUUAUCAUGAAGGAUUAUUCUGCUUUUUUAAAAUCUAUUUUUAUUAAACUUUUGUAAGUGGAGGGGAGGGAACCACACAGGAAAAAAUAACCUCUGCAAGGCCAUAGUGUUGGAGCAUCUUUUCUUUUUUUUUUUCCCCCCCCCGCCUCCCUCUGUUU